This is a messenger RNA of Diaporthe citri, 606 nucleotides long. RefSeq lists its product as uncharacterized. The coding region runs from base 1 to 606 and encodes 201 amino acids. The record is from RefSeq and is a predicted model, not a curated record. Gene Ontology annotation, molecular function: fatty acid synthase activity. The transcript is spliced from 3 exons. Gene Ontology annotation, biological process: fatty acid biosynthetic process; secondary metabolite biosynthetic process. NCBI's taxonomy places the organism in Eukaryota, Fungi, Ascomycota, Sordariomycetes, Diaporthales, Diaporthaceae.
AUGUUACCCUGGUCGGGCAGUGGAGAAGAUGCAAACUUUUGCCCUGACGCCUCCUGUUUGAUCGUAGUUGGCCUCGGCGGCAUUGGUCGAUCAAUCUGCCACUGGACGGCCGACAAGGGCGCCAGGGACAUCAUCGUCAUGUCCCGAAGCGCCGGCUCAAGCAAGAAGUCCCAUGAGGUCGUCGAGGAGGUGCGCAAGCUUGGCAUCAAGCUGCUUCCUGUCAGCUGUGAUGUGUCAGGUCCACUGGCGCUGUCACAUGCAGUCGAGGAAAGUGGAAAGACCAUGCCCCCAGACUCAAUCUUGGAGCAAAUGACACUGGAUGCAUGGCUGACCGCCACGCGUCCCAAGGUCCACGGCUCCCUGAAUCUGCACAAGCAAUUCAGCAACCCUGAAGUAGAUUUCUUCAUCAUGCUGUCCUCGCUCUCCGGCGUCACCGGCUUCGUCAGCCAGUCCAACUACGCCGCAGGCAACACGCUCCAGGAUGCUAUGGCUCUGCACCGCGUGUGCUCUGGCCUGCACGCGGUGUCCAUCGACAUUGGCAUCGUCAAUUCCGUCGGCCACCUGAUCGAGCACAAGGAGCAGAUGGAGCGCCUCCGCAAACAGUAG